Messenger RNA from Dacryopinax primogenitus, 351 nucleotides. RefSeq lists its product as uncharacterized. Bases 1 to 351 code for a protein of 116 amino acids. NCBI's taxonomy places the organism in Eukaryota, Fungi, Basidiomycota, Dacrymycetes, Dacrymycetales, Dacrymycetaceae. The transcript is spliced from 2 exons. The record is from RefSeq and is a predicted model, not a curated record.
AUGUCCAGGGUGGGGGCGGUGGUUUUGGAAGAGGUUGAUAUUGCUAAGGGAAGUGAGUUCGACCUCGGCAUCGACCCUACGGUCGUCCGCCUGUCAGGCGGGAACCACGAGUUCAAAAUAUCGUUCGGAGACGGGGCGAGCCGAACGUACACGCCGACAAAACUGCUCUUCAACCAACGCGCCCAGUAUAUCCGAGGUUCUGCAACUCGUAUCUUCCUGGUUCGAGAUGAGAACGACAUCAAGGCGGUGCUCAAGGAUUCGUGGCGUGACUCGGUCGUCCCUCGGAAGAGCAUAUUCUCGACAAUAUCUUCGAAGCCUUCACGCGGAAUCUGUCGAACGACUAUUCUCUAG